CGGUUGGAAAAAGAGGUAGAAGAAAAGGAAAAAAUAAUGCACAAACAAACAUAUGCUCGUAUCGCCCCCGAUGUAAAGAAAGCUCAAUCACUAUUCGCAACUCACAAAAUCAGAACAAACGGCUUCUGCAGCAGUUUCGCCUCACCCUUGCGUCCUGCUCUUCUUGUUGUUUUUGCUCAGAUUUGGAGAUGGAAACUCAUUCAAUCCAGUGUCUUGCAGUGAUAUUUCUCAUAAGCAUCAAAUCCUUCGUGCUUGCUUCGACUUAUGGACAAACAUGUUAUGUCGAUGAAUACAUCGCAGAAAGCUAUUUCAAGAAAUACGAUAGUUUUAUAGAACGAGAAUUUGACAAUUUCAUAGCAAAUAAAAUCCCACUAGGCUCGUGCAAAGUGCUUGAAGAUAAAAAUCAAGUUUUGGUGAAGAGUCUAAGUCGAAAUGUCACUGGUGAAGGGUCUCAUCGUUGGCUUUCUUCUUCUAUAAGGCUUAAGUUGAAACACAAGCUCACUGCACAUUCUUGUGUAGUUGUAAUUAUUGAAAGGCUUCCAUCUGGGGUCUUUACUGAUCCUUUCGAGCUGCAGCACUUUGUCCAGCGCAGUGUGUUCACAGAUGCAGCCGUCUUUGGUGACACAAAUUUAGAAUUACCUUCUUUCCGCUCUAACCAAACAGUUGUCGAGAUACAUAUGAGCAUCGAUUCCAGAGUGGUUUCGAGAGAUGAGCAUGAGUCAGAAGUCAACCUUAAGGUUCCAUUACAUGCACGAUAUCAGCCUCUAGGACUUGGUUUCUCAAGGGUUGAGUUUGGGGCACCUGAUAUAUUCACGUGCUGCAGAAGCACUGAACGAGACGUGCCUAAAAGGCUCUGUCAAUCCAUACCCACGAACCUCAUCACGGACAAGAAAGCUAGUCCACUUAUAUGGGAAAUACCAUGUGGGAACAAGGAACAUGCUGCAGUUGUGUCCGCUGUUACUUUCGGGUUUGCUGUAUCGACUGCAUUGCUUAUUGUAUGGACAUCUAUUUCUUACUCGAAACAGUGAAAGAUCAGCAACUACCAUGGAUUUCUCUGCAGUUCUCCUCAUAAAAAUCGGGUGAAUGGGUGAGCAUACUGGAUGCUGGCUGAUUCUGUUCAACUUCAGAUUCUGCUGCUCACCUGAAAAUGAUGAAACAUGUCUGAAAACGAAAGCAAAAGCGAAAGCGAAAGCAGUCCCUGUUCAACGGUAUUGUAUGAAGUGUGAGUAGCUCUUCUUGCAUAAUGAGAUUAGAGCAUGUGGAUUGUGAAUUUUUUAUCUUGCAAUGCAACUCAUUAGUGUGCGUGAUUCGAUCUGGUUGUGAGUUCUUUCUUUUAAAGCCUGAAAGAUAAAGACUAUCAACGUAAAGGUGUUCAGGUUUAGUGGAUUA
Messenger RNA from Salvia miltiorrhiza (redroot sage), 1389 nucleotides. RefSeq lists its product as uncharacterized. NCBI's taxonomy places the organism in Eukaryota, Viridiplantae, Streptophyta, Magnoliopsida, Lamiales, Lamiaceae. Gene Ontology annotation, cellular component: endoplasmic reticulum membrane. The record is from RefSeq and is a predicted model, not a curated record. Gene Ontology annotation, biological process: GPI anchor biosynthetic process. Bases 189 to 1028 code for a protein of 279 amino acids. The transcript is spliced from 6 exons.